Thamnophis elegans (Western terrestrial garter snake) is the source of this 2790-nucleotide messenger RNA. Its product is annotated as protein-arginine deiminase type-1-like. Bases 134 to 2227 code for a protein of 697 amino acids. The transcript has 16 exons. Gene Ontology annotation, molecular function: protein-arginine deiminase activity; calcium ion binding. Gene Ontology annotation, cellular component: cytoplasm. NCBI's taxonomy places the organism in Eukaryota, Metazoa, Chordata, Lepidosauria, Squamata, Natricidae. The record is from RefSeq and is a predicted model, not a curated record.
UCCCAAAUCAGCCACCCCAACCCCGAAGGCGGGGUUAGAGUGUGCACCAGCCUAUCAGAUGGCAAGAUGGAGAGGCUGAGCAGGUACCCACCCCACCCUUUCUCCCUUUUAAAUCUCUCCCUGCAGCUCAGGGAUGUUUAGUCCAGAGCCAGCAAAACCCCCCUGGAAGAGAGGGGGGAAAAAAAACCCCAGCAUGGCUGAGCUGCAAUGUGUCCAGCUUUCAACGGAGAACGUUACCAGCACCGUCUACAUCCUGGGCACUGAACUCUGCCUGGACAUCCAUGGGGCAGCCCCGAAGACUGCGACCUCCUUCGAGAUCUGGGCCUCCCAAGGCCUGAACAUCUACAAAAUCGAAAAUCAGAUGACAAAAUCGAAGGCCUGCUGCCAUGACUCAAAAUGGCCGCUGGACAAGAGCGUGAAGUUCAGGGCCACCAUGGAUGCGCCAAGCAACCAAGUCAAUGACGAAAAGAUCAGAGUUUUGUACUAUGAAGGUAAAGGCAAUGUCCCCAUCGCCAAAGCGAUUCUGCAUAUUACCGGCAUAGAAAUGUCCUUGGAUGCUGAUACAAACCGUUCGGGAACGGUGACGAAAGGAGGGAAACAAAAGGACCAGUGGACGUGGGGGCCGGAUGGAAAGGGCGCCAUUCUCUUGGUGAACUGUGACCGAGACAACCCUAAAGACGAAAAGGAAGACAACAAGGACACCAAGCUGACGUCCAAGGAAGACCUGCAGGACAUGUCCCUUAUGAUCCUGACAACUCAGGGACCUAAUGAAGUUUUUGAAGACUACCAGCUGACUCUCCACAUCUCGAAAGCUGAUUGUGACAAAGUGGGAGUCUUCUACUCUAAAAACAGGAAGGAGAAGAAAUAUUACAAACACGUUCUAGGAUCCGAAAAGAUCUCCUACCACGUGAAACGGAAGCCUGGUCAAGUGGAGAGCGUUUUCUACGUGGAAGGGCUGAAAUUUCCUGACGUUGACUUCUCGGGGCUUGUCACUUUCCACGCUUCACUCCUGGAGCCCGUCAAGAAGGAGGUCCUAGAAACUUCCAUUUUCACGGAUACUUUGGUCUUCCGGGUGGCUCCAUGGAUCAUGACCCCAAACACCUUGCAGCCAGUUACGGUUUACGUCUGCAGUGUCGAGGGUAAUAAGGAUUUUGUGGAACAUAUAAAGAAGCUUGCGACAAAAGCUGGAUGCAAAUUUAUUAUCAGCCCGGAAGAGGAAAAUAGGGACGACCGAUGGAUCCAGGACGAGAUGGAGUUUGGCUACGUCCAGGCUCCCCACAAAACAUUCCCAGUUGUCUUUGACUCCCCAAGGAACAGAGGCCUGAAUUACUUCCCCUUUAAGGAGGUUUUGGGUCCAGAUUUUGGGUAUGUAAAACGGGAACUAUCCUCCCAGCGGUCUUCUAGUAGCCUGGACUCCUUUGGGAAUCUCGAAGUCAGCCCGCCGGUGAAUGUCAAAAGCAAGGAAUAUCUCCUUGGGCGUAUCCUAAUAGGAUCCUCUUUUCCUAGGAAUGCCCCAAUGUCCCAACUGGUCAAGGAUUUCCUCCACAGCCAAGUUGUACAAUCUCCCAUUGAACUCUACACGGAUUGGCUCCUUGUGGGACACGUAGAUGAAUUCCUCAGCUUCGUACCUGCCCCAGACCGGAAGGGUUUCCGCAUGCUGCUGGCCAGCCCAAACGCCUGCUAUAAACUGUUGGAAAAGAAGGAAAAGGAAGGCUACGGGAAAGCCAAAAUGCCUGACGGAAUUGAAUCUACAGGAAGUGGUCGGCAGCCCCGUCCCAUAUCAGAAAUCAUUGCCGACAAAUUCUUAAGAGAGUGGAAUGGACACUGCCAAAGGUGUAUUGAUUGGAACAAAGACAUCCUUAAAGGGGAGCUGGGCCUGGAAGAGGAAGACAUCAUCGAGAUACCUCAGCUGUUCCAUCCUUAUCUCAGGUUGCCUUUGUCUCCUAUUACUCGAGUGGUCCAGGCUUCCGCUGAGGCUUAUUUCCCAGACAUGGUAAAUAUGAUUGUCCUGGGGAAACACCUGGGCAUCCCAAAGCCGUUUGGACCCAUCAUCGACGGCCAAUGCUGCUUGGAGAAAGAGGUCCGCCGUCUCCUGGAGCCCUUAGGCUUGUCCUGCAAUUUCGUUGACGACUACGGAACUUACUACCUCCAACAUGGCGAUGUUCAUUGUGGCACAAAUGUCCGUCGGAAGCCCUUUUCCUUCCAGUGGUGGAACAUGAGGCCUUGAGGGCCUCAUCACGCCUUCUGUUUUCCACCCGAAGAUGAUGACGAGACAGGCCUUGUGUGUCUUCUCCCGCACUUCCUCAGGAAAUCCAGUAACUCUCCCAAGAAUUCCUGGGUGAUUCCUCUUUGGGUUAUUACGAAGAUGCUUGCAAGCUUCUCUUUUGAUUUAGACUUCCUCUAAAGAAUAUCUAAGAAGGCUUUCCUCAUUUCUAAGUGUAUCAGGUCUGCCAAAAUGUUGUUAGUUGUGUUCCCCAAUCACCCAAAAGAACAGAGGGCAGCUAAGUUCAAGGAGGGGUGUCAAAACUCACGGGCCACGAAGCACCACAUGCUGGCCACGCCCACCCCCGGGUUAGCAAAGGGGAAAAGUUGAUACUUCCCGUGACGACAACAUGAUGAUGGGAGUUUGACACCCUUUCUCUAAUCCUUCUCCUUAUCCACACACAACAAUCCAAAACCUAGUUCUAGAGGUCCAAUGAAACAUUUCAUAACCCUCAUUCAGGGGUUGGAGCUACAAAGGUCCUAACCAGAAGCCCCCCGUUCAAUUCUGGAGCCGACCGGAAGUCCGGU